Molecule: messenger RNA, 1017 nt
Organism: Chlorella variabilis
Lineage: Eukaryota; Viridiplantae; Chlorophyta; Trebouxiophyceae; Chlorellales; Chlorellaceae
Exons: 5
Coding region: 1-1017 (338 amino acids)
Source: RefSeq, a predicted model, not a curated record
AUGCCGGGACCUGCUGGCGCGUGCCUGCAUACCAUGCACCUGUCGCCGCGCACCAUCGCCAAGGGCGUUGGCGUGUACUUUGCGGCAGCAGUGAGUGGCUACCUCUACCUGCGCUCCACCAAGGCGCCCGCCCCCUCGCCGUGCGGCUGCGGCGCCAGCCGGCCCGCCGCCAACGCGGCAGGCGACGGCAGCGGCGGCUGGGACGAGGCGCCGGCGAGCCCGGCGGGCGGGCAGCAGACGUUUGACCGCCUAGCAGACCGCUACGAUUCAUGUAUCAACGUGGACGAGACGUUCAUGGGAGUGAAGCUCAUGCGGCGCUGGCUCAUGCGGCGGGCCGAGGGCGAUGUGCUGGAAGUGUCUGCGGGGACGGGGCGCAACCUGCCUUACUACGACCUGCGCCGCCUGCGCUCCCUCACCCUCACAGACACCAGCCGCCACAUGCUGGUCAAUGCCGCGGACAAGUAUGCAGAGAUGGGCGCGUCCACCGGCUCGGCACGCGUGCGCUUUGAGCUUGCAGAUGCCCAGCAUCUGGCGGCCACGCCAGACAGCAGCAGCGGCAGCAGCGAAAGCAGCAGCAGAGCCCACGCUGCGGCAGGUGCGGCACAGCAGCCGCCGGAGGCGCGGCAGCCGCAGGAGCAAAUGCAGGGAGCAGUAGGGGCGCCGCAUCGGCCGCAGCUGAGGCAGCAGCAGACCUUCCCGCCGCGCAGCUUCGAUUGUGUGGUAGAUACCUUCGGUUUGUGCUCGCAGCAGGACCCAGUGACGGCGCUCAAGGAGAUGGCGCGGGUGUGCAAGCCGGGCGGCCGCAUCCUGCUGCUGCAGCACGGCAAGGGCACCUGGGGCUUUGUGAACAGCAUCCUGGACAGCGGAGCAGGCGAGCACUACCUCAAGUGGGGGUGCUGGUGGAACCGCGACAUUGAGCGCAUUGUGCGCCAGGCGGGGCUGCGGGUGGACUCGAUGAGCCGCUGGCACUUUGGAACCACCUACCUGGUGGUAGCGCGGCCAGCGGAAGAAGCCUGA